CGCGAGCCGCUCGAGGCAGUCGCGUCGCCGUCGCUCGCUGGCCGCCGAGAGCAGCACCUGGACGCCUAUCAGUGUGAGAUUCAGUGACGGACGCCAUGGACGAAACGCCGGAAUUCGGGACGGAGAAGCUGCGGAGGGCAUGGGCCACAACGGAAUCCAACCCCCAUGACAUGGAGGCAUGGAGCUUGAUCAUACGUGAUGCCCAGAAUCGUGCCAUAGACAGUGCUAGACCCAUCUUUGAACGCUUAGUGACCACUUUCCCCACCACGGGCAAGUUCUGGAAGAUGUACAUAGAGCAAGAGAUGAGGUCUUAUAAUUUGAAAAAGUGGAAAAGGUAUUUGUUCCAGAGAUGUUUAACGAAAGUGCUCAACAUAGACCUUUGGCGACUGUAUGUUACGUACGUGAAAGAGACAAAAUCCAGCUUACCCACAUACAGGGAGAAGUUGUCUCAGGCGUAUGAAUUUGCCACUGAUAAGAUCGGAAUGGACUACAAUUCCUAUACUCUGUGGAAUGACUAUGCAAAUCUGCUGAAGAAUGUCGAGGUUGUAGGUUCCUAUGCAGAAAACCAGAAGAUUAUGGCAGUCAGAAAGGUGUACCAAAGAGGCAUUGUGACCCCAAUGGCCAACAUUGAGCAGCUAUGGAAAGAUUACCUGGACUUUGAGAAGAACAUAAAUCCCAUUAUUGCCGAGAAGAUGAACAUUGAGCGAGGAAGGGACUACAUGAAUGCAAGAAGAGUCGGAAAGGAGUUGGAGACCGAGACGAGAGGUCUGAACCGUCAUCUGCCAAGUGUGCCCCCUUCAGGUCUACCCGAAGAAACAAAACAGGUUGAAAUCUGGAAGCGAUAUAUUAGAUGGGAGAAAGACAACCCUUUGAGAACGGAUGACCAGACGUUGGUAACCAAACGUGUGAGAUUUGCGUAUGAGCAGUGCCUCCUCUGCCUCUCCUAUCAUCCGGAUAUUUGGUACGAAGCGGCACUCUUCUUGCAAGAGUCCUCCAAACUCCUAUCGGAAAAAGGGGAUGUGAACGCCAGCAAAAUCUUCAGUGAGGAAGCAGCUCAAAUCUAUGAACGUGCUAUCUCUGGACCUCUGAGAAAGAACCAGCUCUUGUACUUUGCCUAUGCAGAUUUUGAGGAAUCCCGCCUGAGAUACCAAGAAGUGCAUAAAAUUUAUCAGCGGUACAUAGAAAUGGAGGAUAUUGAUCCAACACUGGCUUACCUUCAGUAUAUGAAAUUUGCUCGACGGGCAGAAGGAAUAAAAUCCACAAGAGAGGUCUUCAAGAAAGCGCGAGAGGACGUUCGGACAAAAUUCCACAUCUACGUUGGUGCUGCUCUCAUGGAGUACUACUGCACAAAGAAUAAAGACAUUGCUUUUAGGAUAUUUGAACUGGGACUCAAGAAGUGCCCGGAUAAUGCAGACUACAUCAUGGUUGUUGACUAUUUAUCCCAUUUGAAUGACGAUAACAACACAAGAGUUUUGUUUGAAAGAGUGCUAACCUCAGGACAGCUGAAAAAUGAGGACACUGUCGGGCUGUGGAACCGUUUCCUGGAAUUUGAGUGCAAUGUUGGUGAUCUUGCGUCGAUUGUCAAGGUCGAGAAGAGAAGAGCUCAUGUUUUGCAGAAGCUGCAAGAGUUUGAGGGCAAGGACACAGCACAGCUAGUUGAUCGGUACAAGUUCAUGGACCUCUACCCUUGCACACCACCUGAACUGAAAGCCAUUGGUUACCGUGACAUCUCGACCCACAACAUGAUCAUCAACCCAAAUGUUCCCCGAGGAUUGUCAAUUCACGACUCUCAGGAGCCGACCUAUGCAAGACCCGACUUCUCUCAGAUGAUCCCCUUCAAACCCAAGGCCAAAUAUAUCCCUGGAGAACACCCAGUCAAAGGUGGUGCUUUCCCCCCACCUCCUGCUGUUGCCAAUCUGCUGUCCAUGCUGCCGCCACCUCAUUGCUUCCGAGGCCCCUUUGUCAAGCUCGAUGCUUUGGUUGACCUCUUCAUGAGACUGAACCUUCCUGAACAAGGGGGUCAAUGGUCAACUACUGGAAGCCAUGAUGUCAGACUGUUUGAACUCUCCAAGUCCGUGCACUGGGUAGUUGCCAGUGGAGACCGGAAGAGAAAACUGGUCCCUGGUGACGAUUCAGAUGAUGAAGACGGGAAUAAACCCAUUUUAACAAGUGAUAUUUACAGAGCCAGACAACAGAAAAGAAUGAAGUAAGAAAUAAAGGAUGUAAUGUAAUGAGUGAAAGUACACCAUUUGCUUUCGAAGUGCGAUGUUUGUUAAGAUGCAAUAAUUUUUAGCUUUAUUUAAUUAUUAUUAUUAUUAUUAUUUUAUUCAUCUUGAAUAUAUCAGUCAUGACUAGGAAACAUAUCCAUCUCAACUUCAGCAAAGAAAACCAACUGGAAUAUCAGUAAAUGUGAUUUUGAAAUUGAUUCGUGAUAGUUAUUCCUUUGUUGUUUGGAGGCUAUACAAGCUUGUUUUAAUUCCACAAAUGAUUGUUAAAAGAAAUCAGCAUUGCUUUUAUUUUACAAUUCUAUUGAUUCUUAGAAUGUUUACAAUGUGUCCAUUGUAUAUUAUUCGUAUCAAGACCAUGACUUGUUGGUAAAAAGCAUACCUCGAGCGGUUGUAUAUUCUUGGUAUUUUGCGUAAAUUCCAACAUAAACCUAGUAUGUAUAAUAAACAGAACAAGGAAAUGAGGGCUGUUUAGAUGUACUUUUGACCAUUACACUGUAUAUGUCAGAUUUUUAAAAUGUUAUUUUUAGAAAUAAAUCUGGUUUUAUU
Penaeus vannamei (Pacific white shrimp) is the source of this 2774-nucleotide messenger RNA. The record is from RefSeq and is a predicted model, not a curated record. NCBI's taxonomy places the organism in Eukaryota, Metazoa, Arthropoda, Malacostraca, Decapoda, Penaeidae.